GUGUGUAGCUAAAGUUAAUAACAUUCACGUCUUGUGCAGGCGUGUUUUCAAGACGUUAAUGUUAACAAAAAGGUUUUAUUGUGAUUUUCGAGUUGUUUGUGUCCUCGUAAAACGCUAACUACCUCCAGAUCAGACCAGCUUUUAGGGGCCCACAUGGGGAACUUGUCUUGCAGCAGCUAAAACAAGACUAAACAGAAAUAUCCGCCAGUAAACGGAAUUAAAAAAAAAACAAAUAGAAGUUUUUGUCGUGCUAUCCAGUUCUUCGGUGACUUUUUCUUCUGUGGCUACAGGAUGACUGAGAGCUCGGAAAACCUGCAGAAGUACGAGGAGCUGUUUGCCCACAGAUUUACAUCGGAGGACCAUGAGUACCAGAAGUACCUGAACCGUCCAGCUGACCCCCCACCCAUAGUGGAGGAGUGGAGGGGUCGUACGGGAGUAAACCAGAGAGGCAGGGAUAACAGGUAUCAGGACCGUCGUGGACACGGAGGUCGUGGGUGGGGGGGAGGCAGAGGUUGGGGAGGAGGCCGAGGAUGGGGAGGAGAGCGGGGCUGGAGAGGGGACCACCGUGAGCAGCAGCACUGGCAUGACAGAGACAGAGACAGGCACUGGGGGCAUGGAAGUGGGUAUCAGUCAGGCCCUCCUAGCUCCAACCAGGGAUACAACUCCCAUCAUCAGAGACCAAAUUAUGACCGCUACUGAUCUCUAUCUGAAUCACUCAGGUGUUGUCAGUAUUUACAAUAUUCACAGUCUUAUAACUUGCAUUGCAAUAUUAUACAUGGCAAUGUGCAACUUUGCUCUAACAUUGUAAUUGUUUUUUUUAUUAUUGUGAUACAGUUUUAUUGUCUGAAUUAAAAAAAAAAAAAAAAAAAAAAA
Messenger RNA from Toxotes jaculatrix (banded archerfish), 873 nucleotides. Its product is annotated as RNA guanine-N7 methyltransferase activating subunit-like. Bases 292 to 699 code for a protein of 135 amino acids. Lineage: Eukaryota; Metazoa; Chordata; Actinopteri; Toxotidae. Gene Ontology annotation, molecular function: RNA binding. The transcript is spliced from 2 exons. The record is from RefSeq and is a predicted model, not a curated record. Gene Ontology annotation, biological process: RNA 5'-cap (guanine-N7)-methylation.